UUCAUCUCUCACGUGGGACUCUUCAUUCUUGGCCCUACAACUACACUACACUUCGAUUUUUGUACACUACAUAAUUUUAUUCCACUACAUUAACUCAGCUCAUGAUCUUUUAUCAUAAACUACAAUUAAUCUAACAUAAUAUUUUCUUGAACUUGCUUUUGUGAAGAUCAGAUACUAAACUAUCAUGGGAGAUUCCCCUGCUUCUUACAUAUACAUGCACCUGAUAGAGAAGUGCCUAACUUUCCACAUGACAAAAGAGGAGUGCAUGGAGGCGCUUUCCAAGCAUGCAAAUAUCAAACCUAUCAUCACUGUUACUGUGUGGAAUGAGUUAGAGAAAGAGAACAGGGAGUUCUUCGAAGCAUACUCUCAAUCACAUAACAAAGAUCACGCGACAGAGGCAGAGGCAAGUACAAUGAUUCAGAAAUUGAUGUUGGAUCAAUAUCAUACUAAAGAUUCAAAGAACGAAUAACAUAUAAUCGUACAAACGACGUUUAUAUACCCUUUGAGUUCUCUGUUGGGGCGCGUGCAUUGUUGCCGGUGUUGGCAAUAUUAAAGAAAUUACAUUCAAGCAAGCAAAUAUGUCAUGGUUUGAGGAGCCUAUCUGUCACGUAUAGACCUUUAAGGCAUGGUAGCCUAAGCAUCGAGGUGAAGUCCGGACCUAAAAGAUGUCUUAUGAGCCAUAAAUCCUAUUGUAUUCAUUAUAGUCGUCACAUGCUGGCAAACUCAAAGGCAAUUGGUAAUUGAAGUACUAAUAUGUCUCUGCAUAGGGAAAACUAUGCAGGUAGCUAUGGUGUUAGGAACUCUUCAAAAAUGCCUUUGGGUGCAUGUCGAACCCUCCAAAAGUAGUACAUUUUUGGAGGAUUAGACAUGGGAUAACAUUUUUGGAGAAUCCGAGCAACACAAGUAGGUUGUAGUACUCUGUGGUCCCUUAUUCAAAUGUUCACUAUACUAUAUGCUUAUUGAAUCAGCUCCCAAAUCCUAAGUUGAGUAUAUAUAUUUUAUGAAAAUAGUACUAGCAACUAGCAAGUUGGUGUUAAUAAGCCAAAAUCUUAAGGAUGUGUCAUGGCUCUGUUUUGGAAA
Lycium barbarum (goji berry) is the source of this 1080-nucleotide messenger RNA. RefSeq lists its product as uncharacterized. Gene Ontology annotation, biological process: developmental process. The transcript is spliced from 3 exons. The coding region runs from base 185 to 469 and encodes 94 amino acids. The record is from RefSeq and is a predicted model, not a curated record. NCBI's taxonomy places the organism in Eukaryota, Viridiplantae, Streptophyta, Magnoliopsida, Solanales, Solanaceae.